UGGCCAUUCCCGCGCAUGCGCGCAGCCGUCCCGGCGGUCCCGGUGUUACCCGCUCGCCAGCGUAUGUUAGCGCGCGGCACUCGCCGAGGCUCCCCCAGAGGCGGGCAGCGCGCGAGGGGCCGCGAGCUCGCCGGCCGCCAUGGCCGCCAUCAUCGAGCAGGAGUUCCAGGAGAUCGACGCCACGAACGACUGGCAGGCGCGAUACGUGGUGAGCGAAAGGAAGGGGUGUUAGUGGGAAGAGGGGGAGGAGGAGGAGAAGUGUCGACCCGGUUCUCGGAGAGCGCGUUGCCGGAAAUUCGACAUAAAUCCAGCGACUACCCUCAUAGAGUUGCAAAAUACCCAGAAAAUAGAAACCGAAACAGAUACAGAGAUGUUAGUCCCUAUGACCAUAGUCGUGUAAAAUUACAGAACACUGAGAAUGACUAUAUCAAUGCCAGCCUAGUGGUCAUAGAAGAAGCCCAGAGAUGCUACAUUUUAACACAGGGUCCACUACCUAAUACGUGUUGUCAUUUUUGGCUAAUGGUAUGGCAACAACGAACCAAAGCAGUUGUGAUGCUGAACAGGAUUGUUGAAAAAGAAUCAGUGAAGUGUGCACAAUACUGGCCGACAAAAGAAGAAGAAGUUAUGACAUUCAGUGAAACAGGUUUCCGCGUGAGGCUAGUAUCUGAAGACGUCAAAUCCUAUUAUACAGUACAUCUACUGCAAUUAGAAAAUAUCAACAGUGGUGAGUCCAGAAUGAUCUUUCACUUUCAUUAUACUACAUGGCCAGACUUUGGAGUUCCUGAAUCCCCAGCUUCAUUCCUGAACUUCCUGUUUAAAGUCAGAGAGUCUGGUUCACUAAGUCCUGAGCAUGGACCUGCAGUAGUUCACUGCAGUGCGGGGAUAGGACGUUCUGGCACGUUUUCAUUAGUAGACACUUGUCUUGUUCUGAUGGAAAAAAAAGACCCAUUUUCUGUAGAUAUUAAGAAGGUAUUACUGGAUAUGAGAAAAUAUCGAAUGGGACUUAUUCAGACUCCUGAUCAACUAAGAUUUUCAUAUAUGGCUGUAAUAGAAGGAACAAAAUUUAUAAUGGGAGAUUCAACUAUACAGAAACGGUGGAAGGAGCUCUCUAAGGAGGACCAAGCGCCAAGUUCUGAGCAGUCUCCUCCACACCCAACCAAAAUAACAGCAGAGAAAUACAAUGGGAACAGCAUAGGCCUGGAGAGCAAAGAUCAAAUGGAGAAAAUAAACACCGACCUGUCUACUAAAGUUCAAGAUAUCGUAGAUGGAAACAUUGAAAGUGCUGUCCGAAAACGACUGCGAGAGGAUAGAAAAGCUAACACAGCACAGAAGCUGCACCAGAUGAAGCAGAAACUAAAUGAGACUGAAAGAAGAAGAAAAAGGUGGUUAUAUUGGAAACCUAUUCUCACUAAGAUUGGGUUUGGUACACUGAUUUUAGUUGGUGCUUAUUCUUGCUGGAAAAUGUACUAAUAUUUCCAAGAACAUUCCUUGUAAGUAAACAGUAAAGCUUGUCUACUCCAGCAGCUGAUUUUGCUGCAAGUUAAUGACUUAGGGGUGUGACUUUAUGCAGUAAAAUCCUUACACCUGGAAUGGGUACAGACCGUUACCCACUAUAGAGAAGUGAUGUAAACUUGAUCCCGUGUCAACAUCUCAGGACUUUUCACUGUAGGUACUUACAGAAAUGAACUGCUGCCCCCCAACAGAGUUGAUUGUUUGAGGUUUUUUUUUUUUUUGUUUAUUUCAGCAGGUACAAACUUGCUGCAACUGUUUAUAUACUUUUUAAGAUGGUGUUCUACCAGAUCUUAAGCAAACCCUGAACCCCAGAGGUUUAAGCUGCUGAAGGCUGUCUGGGUUUAAAUUUACAUGCCUGACAUAAGCAAUAAACAGUGUUGUUGUAUCAUUUACGUUAUUAAUGCAAAGAAGUUAUCCUUAAAUGUGUGUAAUGUGUAAUGUAAUAGUGACAUGAACAUAAACAUUUUAUAUUCUUAUGACCUAGGAUAAAUAUAUUUUAUAAUUGCAUAUUUAAUCUUUUUGUAGUUCACUGUACUUUUAAAAGCUCAGUUUGUACAAAUUUCUGACCAAAAAUAAUUUGAUUUUGAAACUAUAUGUAAUUAUAAUUUGUGCAUGAAAAUAAUAGUGCAACCAUUCCCCAUAUUUUGACUCUAGAAUUUACAAUAUGAGCAGCUAGGGGUCUGAUGAAGCACUUACCAAUUUCUACUAUGUUAAUUUGCCCUCUUUAUUUAUUUUUUUUUGUAGUUUUCAUUAUUUAAGUAAGUCUUGGAAAUUUUUUUAAGGCCUUUGAGAACUUGGCUCCCACUGAAAAGCAGACUGUUGAGUUGAUUAAUGUAUUCAGACUUCAGCUACUGUUUGAAGGCAAACAUUGUUAAAGUUCUGACAUUCCAUUAAAUGUGAAACAUAAUGUUUUCUGUGUCUAUAGAUUUUAAUUGCUAGAAAGAAUAAAAUUCAUUCAUCAGUAAUAGGUGUAGAAAGCACAUCGAAGGAAACUGUAGUUGAAUUUCCAAAGGUGGUUUUAAUACAAAACAGAUGUUGCUAUUUUCCCUUACCCAGUGUGUGCAGCUAUAUGAGAGCCACUUCCAUAACUUCACAAAAUCUAGGACUGCUUUUUAGGUUCCCUGGUGCUGUGUUUAGAGGCUUAAAACACUCAGUGACUAACAUUUUGGGAAUACCUAAGGUACAGCCAAUUUCAAAUCAGUGAGCACUGCCUUUCUGUUAGUUGGAUGAUAACACUUUCAAAAUAGGAAUUCAACACAAAUCCCUUUGUCCUUUACAUUCUCACUGAGUACAGAGAUGGUGCGUGGCUGUGCGUAGCUUGCUGUCAUCCAAGCUGAGGCCUAAUAAUUUGUAGUACUGGACUGCACUUGGAAACUUGGAUUUUAUUUAUUCAAGCAUUGCCUUGUUGGGUGACUUCAGAGAAGUCGUGUUGUCUCUCUCCAUUUUUCUAGCUUGAUUGUCUUUUGUUGGAUGUGGAGGUUUUGGGGGUUUCUUUUCUCCCCUGGUCCUUUUGUUAAGCACUGUUUGGAUUUACUGCUGAAAGAGCUAAGUAAUUGCUUUGCUCCUUAUCCAGAGGACGGCUUAACUUGAAAGGUUUCCAGUACGCUCAGUCUUAGUAGUAGCACACCAGGGCUGGCGCCCAAACAGUCGCAGAGCUUGGCUGCGCAGAGCUAAGAAGUGGAGUUUACUCUUUGAAAUUCUCAUUUCACAAUAGCCAAUACUGUUUUGGACCGUGCUGUUUAUAUAGCAAACAAAUGCUUAAGGGUCCAGAUAAGGAAAAGGAGCGUAGUUUCUUAGAACACAGAGUUCUGAAUUUGGGAGAUCGUAUGUGAGUAGAUCGAGACAGUUUGUCCUCUGGCAUUGCUGACCAACUAUGCAGCUCCAACAGCAGAAUGACUUAGUGAGGGCUGUGACAGCUUACGUAUUUUAAGGCAUUUCAUAAUUUUUAUGGCUACAGCAACGCUUUUAGCCAACAAGAGGCUUGGCAAAAGAUUCCUUUUUUUUUUUUCUGUAGCACGGGUUUUUUCGGUAUCAGCUCUAACUGGUAGUAGGUGUCAGAGUAUGUGCCUUAUAAAAGAUAUUUUGGUUAUGGAAAAGCAUGGAAUGUAAUUGUUUUUAUAACAGAAAUAUUCCAGAUUUUAUUCUAAAUAUUAAAAACAGUGAAGGAAGAAGUGCAGGUGAAACCUUCACUGAAGUCAUAGUCAUGUAUCUCCUUUCCAUUUGCACGGGAAAGAUUUCUUGGGCCACCAGUAUCAUAUAGACACCAAGCUCUGACUGGGGCUUGUCAAGUUGUCACUUAUUUUUUUCCAGAUUCUGUCUUCUCUUCUGGCUUUUUUGUUCCCUCUACUCAGAGCAGGCAUCCCCCUUUCUGGGUGGGAACAGCAGGAGGGGGCUGUCUUGCAUCACCUCGCACUCUUGAUGCAAUAAAGCAGGACUUGCAGCUUCAACAGUUGAUCCGUAAACAUUUUGUUUGGUUCCAUGAUCAUAUCUGUCCUGAGAGUCCAAGAGUUAACAGUGUAAGGACCAUGAACCAAUUCAAGGCUUGGACAAAGUUAUUUUGUACAGUGAAUUGUCCUUGAGAGGUUGGGUGUAGGAAGGAAAAUCCCUUUAGUUAGAUCCCUUAGUACGUUCCAGGAAAUAAUUUGGAUAAAACUCUUCUUUCUGAUCCGUCAGUAAUCCUUAAAACCCAAAAUCUGGGGGAGGCUUGUUCUCUUUACUGCAAACCGAUGCCUUAUGGUACUUUGUUAUUCUGUAGGGUUUAGACUUGCUGGAGUUUUGCACAACUUGGAUGUUAAAUGGGAACAAAUAGGGGCCAAAACAAAGAACUGUGGGUCCCAGUGACCUCUCUGUUUAGGGGACACUUAAAGAAAGAGUAAAACUGGAGGACAUGCCUUCUGAGCCUUCUCCUGCCUCCCUCCACCCCAGUUUCUGGCAGGCUGCUGGCUGGUCCUGUGCUGCUUCUGAAAUGUUGUUGUCUUGAUUUGAAGUGUUGCUGGGUUGAGUUUUCCUCUCUGUUCUAGAAAUACAUCAGUCAAAAUAUCUGAUGUGUAAUGGGCUUCCUUGAAUCCAAUGAAGCAGUGUUUGGCUCUCGGACAGACACUUGUAUACAAAUUGUGAAUGUUUUCAUUAAAAAGAAAAACCACUAGCAAAUAUUUAGGCCUCCAUUACAAGGCAUUUGCACGUUUGGAUCCGGUCCCUUAGGUUUUCUGUUUAUGCUCUUGGUGUGGGGACAGCCGGCUCAGAGCAACGCUAUAUCUGUGUUUUUACUGAAAUGUAUGAAGUUAAAAUAAGUGAAUUCAGCAAGAAAUAUCGAUUUGAAAGAGAAAUACCGAUCUGUUCUAUGGAAGUAAGAUGUUACAAGUGAAACUUGGCGUAUUUCGUUAAGCCUUGAGUGAAAUGUUUUACUGACAUCAGUUUCUGCCCUACUCAAAAGGGAAGGGGCGCAAACGUGUGCGUGUACGCGUGAGUGAGUUGUGCAGGCAAUUAAAAAGCCUGGCUGGCUUUAAGUUUAAUGAAUGUUACCCAAAUUGUUUAGUUUGUUGCUUGGCAUUGUAGUUAAACCUGAGUUACUUGAGGACUGCACGAGGAACUAAUUUAACAAUGACGAAAGAGGAGGCCUCCUGUCUGGCCGAGUGGCCAAGGUCAGAGGGCAAAGCUUGCACAGUUGAUGUGACACACAGUCUUCCUGGGCGUUUUGUUUGCCCCCAGAGCUUUAGGCCAGUCUUUCAUUUUUAUGUACGAAAAUAAAUGUGUUCAAAAGUGCAUCUCUGUCUGAGUCGUUAUUUAAAUUGCAAGGAUAAAUGCUUGGAAGGAGUUUUUUAAUGUGUCUUAACUGAUCAAAGGAAGCCAGUGCAGGGCUCACAGAACUCAAAAGCGUUUUACUUUAGUAGCUUGGAUAUUUGGUGCUGCAAGUACCAAGGUCUUUUUCUGUGUUCCCCAGAGCAGAGCCUUUCCUGCCCUAGGAACAGAAUGUCCAGGGUUAGGAUGUCUUCCUCACCACAAGAAACCUUUCCCUAGAAACACUCCUCUCUAUGCUGCUGAGCCAGGGUUGGCGCCCAAAGCCCUGCGAGGCAGUGUCGGUGCUGGGCAGUGCAGCUGUCCCGCCAGGGCCCAGGGAGCUCUGCUUGAACACAAGUCAGGGCUUUGCUGAGCUGAGCCCCAUGCUCGAAGCUCUCCAGCGAGUGUGUGCCUUGCACUGUAACGUGGAAAUGCCUCCUGGGAAAGCUUCCCAAGGUCGCUUGCUGCAGGCAAACGGUAGGCGGUAGUUGCUGCAGGGAAUGCAUGGGAGGCUGUUUAUAACGAGUUGCAAACCUGCUGUCUGUUCUGAUUUCUUGUUUCUCUGCUGUGUACUGAAUCGGUGACUCUCUUCUGCAUUGUGUG
Messenger RNA from Cuculus canorus (common cuckoo), 5892 nucleotides. RefSeq names its product protein tyrosine phosphatase non-receptor type 2 (gene PTPN2). The coding region runs from base 16 to 1470 and encodes 484 amino acids. The transcript has 9 exons. Gene Ontology annotation, molecular function: protein tyrosine phosphatase activity. Lineage: Eukaryota; Metazoa; Chordata; Aves; Cuculiformes; Cuculidae. The record is from RefSeq and is a predicted model, not a curated record. Gene Ontology annotation, biological process: protein dephosphorylation.